CGGGCUUGGACCCGGUGCUAUUCCCCCAACCAAGAUGAGGUACAGAGCCACAGAGGUGAAGGUUUCUUUCUUUUCACUUUUCCCCCAAUCACUCUGUUCUUCCCAACUCUUCAUAAUCUCCUUUUAUUUACGAAAUCUUGCAAUCGAAGAAUAAGAGGGAUUUUAGGUUUUGAUUUGUACUGACGCCUCUAUUUAAUGGCUCAACGCCGGCGAAUCAAAACCGUAUCGGAUGGAAGUAGGGAUUUGAUAAGUGAGCUGCCUGGAGACGUAAAGGACAGAAUUUUGGAGUGUUUGCCCACCGAAGACGCCGCUAGAAUGACUGUGCUCUCGACCCACUGGAAUGAUACUUGGUUGCAGCAUGGGAGGCUUGCCUUCGAUUCGGACUUCUUGCAUACUCUUGAACAGUGCUAUGAAUCCUAUGAUGAUGAUGAUGAAGGUAUAACCCUCGUGAACAUAAUCAAUAAUAUCCUCUUUUUCCGUGCUGGGCCGGUUAAGAAAUUUACUCUACAGAUUUCAAGUGAUCAUCCUCAGCCGCAGCAAACUGAUUUUGAUAGGUGGUGUCUUUUUCUAUCAAGAAAUGGGGUGGAGGAACUUAACAUAUCCUUACCGAGUUGUGUGGAGGAAUAUAAGCUGCCAUUUUGUUUACUAUCUUGCAGGACAAUUAAGCGACUGAUAGUCCACGCUCUCUUAAUUGAUUUGCCUGUAAAUGCUGUUCGUAUAUUUUCCAAUGCCACUUCAUUAGCUUUCUUCGCUGUUCAAUUUAAGCGCAGUGUUAAUGGAAUUGCCUCUAGUAUUACUAUUCCUAAACUUGAGAAGCUGGCUUUCGAACUUUGUCUAGGGAUCAAUAAAUUUGAGAUCAUUAGCCCUCCAAAGCUUGAAAUCUUGUCUGUUAUUCAUUCUAUUGGAGGUGUGGUUGAGUCCAGAUGGCUGACACCACAUUUGAAAGCCAUUAAGACUCUUUGGUUGUGUGGCGCUUCGUUGCGGUAUAUGGAUGUAUCUAUGUUUCCAACUGCAAUAAAUCUGCAAGUGAUGAAGCUAUAUGAAUUAAGCUUUGGUUGUGGGAAGCAACUCACCGUUGCUAUGCAAUUGCUUCAAAAAUGCCCCAACCUAUGUGAACUAGGAAUUAUGGUGGAGGAGGAGAGUGAUAGUUGGGGGGAUGACAAAGAAGUUGCUUCAAAGCUUUUGGAGGAUCCAGAUGGUUGCUUUGUUAUUCAGGAGUUGAAGAUGCUUAACACAAUCAAGAUUGAAUCAUUCCGUGAAUCCGCACUCAUAAUGCUUUUUAUGAAAAUGCUGCUCUCGAAAUCCCCUACGCUAGAGAGAGUUGUUAUUCUGAAGCAUUGGGAUAUGAAUGUCUUUGAGAUGAGCAAAAUCCUAAGAAAGUUGGAAUGCUUCCCUCGUGCAUCUCCAAAUGCGCAAAUAGUCUGCAUGGGCAAUUACUGGUUCAGUUACUAUGAGCGUCAGGAGUAUUUGGAUUUAUACCCAUGGUUUUAGCCAUUUAGAAACCUAGUAUGGUGUGGUGAAUCUCCAUGGGGGUUCAAUUUGGGUGUAACUUAGAAAUGUAAGUUAUGGUUUUAGACUUGGAGUGUUGGAAGUUGAAAUGUUUCCUAAGUUGUUCAGCAUAGGUGUUUGUAAUCAACAAGCAUAGACUCCAAGAAUGCUCCUCUAUUUGCUUUUACUUGUUGUGACUACUUUAGAUGGUGUGGGUUAUCACUGCUCAAUGAGUUGUUUCUUGUGACUUCAA
This is a messenger RNA of Ipomoea triloba (trilobed morning glory), 1741 nucleotides long. Its product is annotated as F-box/FBD/LRR-repeat protein At1g13570-like. The record is from RefSeq and is a predicted model, not a curated record. Lineage: Eukaryota; Viridiplantae; Streptophyta; Magnoliopsida; Solanales; Convolvulaceae. Gene Ontology annotation, molecular function: protein binding. The coding region runs from base 196 to 1491 and encodes 431 amino acids. The transcript is spliced from 3 exons.